CUCGCCUUCCUAUUCCCCCAAUCCCUAUUCACCUUACCUUCUCCCCCUCUCCCUCACCUUCUCUUCGCCCUUUAAUACCCUCAAUUCCUCCUUCUUCCCUCCCUCUCCUUUCCUUUGCUAUCCGGAGGAUCCUUUUGCGCGGCGUUUUGUUGGGUGGAUGUGGUCGUCCUGCGGCCCUAAGUAAAUAUGGCUCCUCUACCUAUCAAGUUUACGGAGCUUCUUAAUUUGACGUCUGCUGAUAUUGUGCCGGCGUCGAUUGGCUUCAAUUCAUGUACCUUAGAAUCAGACCACUUCGUGUGCAUUCGGCAAAAGCGUGACGAGGAUGAUAAACCUCAGGUUAUCAUUGUCAACCUAAAGAAUAACAAUGAGGUCAUCAAGCGACCAAUUAAUGCCGACAGUGCUAUUAUGCACUAUGACCGCAACAUCAUCGCGCUGAAGGCCCAGGGUCGCACAAUCCAGAUCUUCGACCUGACGGCGAAGCAGAAGCUGAAGUCGGCGGUUAUGAAUGAGGAUGUUGUCUACUGGAAGUGGUUCAAUGAGAAGUGCCUAGGCCUGGUGACGGAGACCUCUGUCUUCCACUGGGAUGUCUUUGACCCUACCCAGUCUCAGCCCAUCAAGGUCUUUGAUCGACUUCCCAACCUGAGUGGCUGCCAAAUCAUCAACUACCGUGUCAACGACGAGGAAAAGUGGAUGGUGGUGGUCGGAAUCAGCCAGCAGCAGGGUCGUGUGGUGGGCUCAAUGCAGCUUUACUCCAAGGAACGCGGCAUCUCCCAGUUUAUUGAAGGUCACGCAGCCGCCUUUGCCUCGAUCCGCGUUGAAGGCUCUCCUCUUGAACACAAGCUCUUUACCUUCGCUGUUCGGACGCAGACGGGCGCCAAAUUGCAGAUCGCCGAAAUCGACCACCAGGACCCGAACCCGCGAUUCCAGAAGAAGGCUGUGGAGGUUUACUUCCCCACGGAGGCAGUCAACGAUUUCCCGGUUGCCAUGCAGGUAUCCAAGAAGUACGACAUUGUUUAUCUGGUUACCAAAUAUGGCUUCAUCCACCUCUAUGAUCUCGAGACUGGUACUUGCAUCUUCAUGAACCGCAUCUCUAGCGAGACGAUCUUUACCACUGCUCCUGACUCCGACUCCGCUGGUCUGGUCGGCGUGAAUCGCAAGGGUCAAGUCUUGUCGGUUAGCGUUGACGAGAACAAUGUUAUUCAGUACUUGAUGGAGAACCCGGCCAUGUCCGGUCUUGCAGUGAAGCUUGCCUCCAAGGCAGGACUUCCUGGAGCGGACCACCUGUACCAGCAGCAGUUCGACAACCUUGUCGCACAGGGUAACUACGCCGAAGCCGCCAAGAUUGCUGCGAACUCGCCCCGUGGUUUCCUCCGUACUCCGGAGACCAUCAACCGAUUCAAGAAUGCUCCUCAGGGUGGACAGCAGAUGUCUGUCAUCCUUCAAUACUUUGGUAUGCUUCUGGAUAAGGGUUCCCUGAACAAAUACGAGAGUGUUGAGCUCGUCCGCCCCGUCCUGCAGCAGAACAGGAAGCAUCUUCUCGAAAAAUGGAUGCGCGAGAACAAAUUGGAAGGUUCCGAGGAACUGGGUGAUAUCGUUCGACCUUACGACAUGAACCUAGCCUUGACUAUCUAUCUCCAGGCCAACGUGUCCCACAAAGUCAUCGCCGGAUUCGCCGAGACGGGUCAGUUUGACAAGAUUCUCGCCUACUCGAAGCAGGUUGGUUACCAGCCGGACUACACCCAGCUCUUGCAGCACAUUGUCCGCGUCAACCCCGAGAAGGGUGCCGAGUUUGCCUCCCAGCUUGCUAAUGAGGAAUCUGGUGCUCUCAUUGAUCUGGACCGUGUUGUGGACGUUUUCUUGUCUCAGAACAUGAUCCAGCAAGCCACUUCGUUCCUUCUGGAUGCUUUGAAGGACAACAAGCCCGAGCAUGGCCACCUGCAGACCCGUCUACUUGAGAUGAACCUUGUUAACGCUCCUCAAGUCGCCGACGCCAUCCUUGGCAACGAAAUCUUCACCCACUACGACCGUCCUCGGAUCUCCCAGCUCUGUGAGAAUGCCGGGCUCAUUCAGCGUGCGCUUGAAAACACCGAGGACCCAGCUGCUAUCAAGCGUAACAUCGUUCGUACCGACAAGCUCAGCACUGAAUGGUUGAUGGAAUAUUUCGGUCGUCUCUCAGUCGAGCAGACCUUGGACUGCAUGGAUACCAUGUUGCAGGUCAACAUUCGCCAGAAUCUGCAGGCAGUUGUUCAGAUCUCUACCAAGUUCUCCGAUCUGUUGGGCCCCGCUCAACUUAUUAGCCUGCUUGAGAAGUACCGUACGGCUGAAGGUCUUUACUACUACCUCGGUAGUAUUGUCAACCUCAGCGAGGACCCUGAGGUUCACUUCAAGUACAUUGAGGCUGCUACUGCCAUGGGCCAGGUCACCGAAGUUGAGCGGAUCUGCCGUGAGAGCAACUACUACAAUGCCGAAAAGGUCAAGAACUUCCUGAAGGAAGCCAAGUUGACGGAACAGCUGCCUCUAAUCAUUGUGUGCGAUCGUUUCAACUUCAUCCAUGACCUGGUUCUUUAUCUCUACCAGAACCAGCAGUACAAGUCUAUCGAGGUUUACGUGCAGCGUGUCAACCCAUCCCGUGCUCCCGCUGUUGUCGGUGGCCUGUUGGACGUUGAUUGCGAGGAAAGCAUUAUCAAGAACCUCCUUUCCACUGUUGACCCAGCCGUGAUCCCUAUCGAUGAACUUGUUUCUGAGGUGGAGAGCAGAAACAGACUGAAGUUGCUUUUGCCUUUCCUCGAGGCCACUCUCGCCACAGGUAACCAGCAGCAGGCCGUUUACAACGCCCUUGCCAAGAUCUACAUUGAUAGCAACAACAACCCUGAGAAGUUUCUCAAGGAGAAUGACCUGUACGACACGCUUACCGUUGGAAAGUACUGCGAGAAGCGUGACCCGAACUUGGCAUACAUCUCCUACCGCAAGGGACAGAACGAUCUCGAGCUCAUCAACAUUACCAACGAGAACUCGAUGUACCGUGCUCAGGCACGCUACCUUGUCGAGCGGGCCGACACUGAGAUCUGGACGUUUGUUCUCAGUGAAAACAACUUGCACCGUCGGUCACUGGUCGACCAGGUCAUUGCAACUGCCGUGCCCGAAUCGACAGAGCCUGACAAGGUGUCCAUUGCUGUCAAGGCUUUCCUCGAGGCAGAUCUACCUGGCGAGCUGAUUGAGUUGCUUGAGAAGAUUAUCCUUGAGCCCUCGCCUUUCAGUGACAACGGCAGCCUGCAGAAUCUGCUCAUGCUCACUGCUGCUAAGGCUGAUAAGGGACGCUUGAUGGACUACAUUCAUAAGCUCAACGAAUUCAGCCCCGACGAGAUUUCUGAAAUGUGCAUUUCGGUUGGUCUGUACGAGGAGGCAUUUGAGAUCUACAAGAAGGUCAACAACUUCCUUGCCGCUGUCAAUGUCUUGGUUGAGAACAUUGUCAGCAUUGACCGCGCACAGGAAUUCGCGGAGCGCGUUGAAUUGUCCGAGGUCUGGAGCAAGGUUGCCAAGGCUCAGCUGGAUGGGCUUCGUGUGUCUGACUCCAUCGAGUCAUAUAUCCGCGCCGGCGAUCCUUCGAACUACAACGAGGUCAUUGAAACAGCGAUUCAUGCUGGCAAGGACGAAGACCUUGUCAAGUAUUUGAAGAUGGCCCGUAAGACCUUGCGAGAGCCUGCCAUUGACACUGGUCUCGCUUUCUGCUACGCCCGCCUCGAUCAGCUUUCCGAACUCGAGGACUUCCUGCGCACCACGAACGUUGCAGAUAUCGAAGCUUCCGGAGACAAGGCUUACGAAGAAGGUUACCACCAGGCGGCCAAGAUCUUCUACACCAGUAUCUCGAACUGGGCCAAGUUGGCGACGACCUUGGUGCACUUGGAAGAGUACCAGGCGGCUGUGGAGUGUGCACGCAAAGCCAACAGCGUCAAGGUCUGGAAGCAGGUCAAUGAGGCUUGUGUUAACAAGAAGGAAUUCCGCCUUGCCCAGAUCUGCGGUCUCAACCUGAUCGUUCACGCCGAAGAGCUGCAAGACCUUGUGCGUCAAUACGAGCGCAAUGGAUACUUCGAUGAACUUAUCUCGGUCUUGGAGGCUGGACUGGGCUUAGAACGGGCGCACAUGGGCAUGUUCACCGAGUUGGGCAUUGCCCUCUCCAAGUACCACCCCGACCGCGUGAUGGAGCACCUCAAGCUCUUCUGGUCUCGUAUCAACAUCCCGAAGAUGAUCCGGGCCUGUGAAGAUGCGAGUCUGUGGCCGGAGCUGGUGUUCUUGUACUGCCACUACGAUGAGUGGGACAAUGCUGCGCUGGCAAUGAUGGAGCGUGCCGCUGAUGCCUGGGAGCACCACUCGUUCAAGGACAUCAUUGUCAAGGUGGCUAACCUGGAAAUCUACUACCGGGCGCUUAACUUCUACCUGCAGGAGCAGCCUCUCCUCCUUACCGACCUCCUGCAGUCUCUCACUUCUCGGAUUGAUGUCAACCGCGUUGUGCGCAUUUUCCAGACUUCGGAUAACAUCCCUCUGAUCAAGCCCUUCAUGCUUAACGUUCAAACUCAAAACAAGAGGGCAGUGAACGAUGCCAUUAACGACUUGUUGAUUGAGGAGGAGGAUUACAAGACUCUCCGUGACUCGGUGGAUAACUACGACAACUUUGAUGCGGUGGCGCUUGCUCAACGACUGGAAAAGCACGAUCUGAUCUUCUUCCGUCAGAUUGCCGCUAACAUCUACCGCAACAACAAGCGUUGGGAGAAGUCGAUCGCCUUGUCAAAACAGGACAAGCUCUACAAGGAUGCCAUCGAGACCUCUGCUAUUUCCGGAAAGCCGGAGGUUGUCGAGGAGCUUCUUCGCUAUUUCGUGGACAUUGGCAGCCGGGAGUGCUACGUCGGCAUGCUGUAUGCCUGCUACGACCUGAUCCGGCCUGACGUGAUCAUGGAGAUUUCAUGGCGCCACGGACUCCACGACUUCACCAUGCCUUUCAUGAUCAACUUCCUGUGCGAGCAGACACGCACACUCGAGAUGCUCAAGAAGGACAAUGAGGAACGCAAGGCGCGGGAAGUCACUCAGAAGACGGACGAGGACAACACACCCAUUCUGGGAGGCUCGCGACUGAUGUUGACCCAGGGCCCGGCGGCGCCGGCGCCAAGUCCCAUGGCAUAUGGGCAGGCGAAUGGAAUCACGCCGCAGGCGACCGGGUUCCGCCCCUUCUAGUUAAACGAUUGUCACGCCCCCUUUAGUUGUUGUUCCGACGCACCCCCAAUUGGCCCAGUGUAUGUAUAGCAUGAGCGAUGGAUGAUAUGUCGCCGGGCUUGGGUGGGACAGAUACCUCAUUAUGGGAAAAUAAUGGAUGGAUGAGCUCAGUCGGCUGACGGGUUCGCUGUUCCACCGGGUCGGGCGUUCUUCUUCUACUUGAUGUUCCCAUCCAUUUACGGACUGUUUCUAUUUCUCUUCUCUAUGAAUGCCUGUUUACUGCACUUAUUACCUUCCCCCUCACGAUGUAUUUCAUAGGCCCUAAAAGUCUGUCGGUUGAUUCUCCGGGACUCUAGACGGUCGCGGGCUUAGUCGGACUUCGUUAAUCGCAUUUGAAUUUCAAGUUGAGAGCCUG
Molecule: messenger RNA, 5620 nt
Organism: Aspergillus heteromorphus CBS 117.55
Lineage: Eukaryota; Fungi; Ascomycota; Eurotiomycetes; Eurotiales; Aspergillaceae
Product: clathrin heavy chain
Exons: 6
Coding region: 187-5226 (1679 amino acids)
Biological process (GO): intracellular protein transport; receptor-mediated endocytosis; Golgi to endosome transport
Cellular component (GO): actin cortical patch; clathrin coat of coated pit; clathrin complex
Molecular function (GO): clathrin light chain binding; structural molecule activity
Source: RefSeq, a predicted model, not a curated record